AACUCUUGGCGUAGAGUUCAAUUUAGUCCAUUUAAGGGUUCCUGGAGUCCAAUUUUUAGUGUAUUUCGAUACAUUUUAUCUGGCAACACUGACUGGAACUGUCAUUGUCAAAUUUCUAUAUAAACCUCUUUUACAUUGUUGAAGUAGCCCAAAGCAAGUGGCACAAGAUGUUGAUGCCAAAACAGAAUCGUGUUGCUAUUUAUGAAUACCUUUUUAAAGAGGGGGUUAUGGUAGCAAAAAAAGAUUACCAUGCACCCAAACACCCAGACUUGGAGAAGAUACCUAACCUCCAAGUCAUCAAAGCUAUGCAGUCUCUAAAAUCCAGAGGUUAUGUCAAAGAACAAUUUGCAUGGAGACAUUUCUACUGGUACCUUACAAAUGAAGGUAUUGAAUACCUUCGUAUUUUCCUCCACUUACCCCCUGAAAUUGUGCCAGCAACACUGAAACGAUCAGUGCGAACAGAAACAGUGCGACGUGGUGCCGUAGGUCGCUCGGAAGCGCCGGCACGUUCGGCAGAGGACCGUUCAGCGUACAGACGUGCACCUACUGCCCCAGCACCUGCUGGACAUGACAAGAAGGCUGAUGUCGGACCUGGCUCCGCUGACCUUGAAUUCAGAGGUGGUUUUGGAAGGGGCAGGCCAGCUCCUUAAAAAUGUUUUAAUAAAUAUAAUAAUGUAA
Messenger RNA from Galleria mellonella (greater wax moth), 678 nucleotides. It is a transcript of the gene RpS10b, whose product is annotated as 40S ribosomal protein S10. The record is from RefSeq and is a predicted model, not a curated record. The transcript has 4 exons. Gene Ontology annotation, molecular function: structural constituent of ribosome; RNA binding. The coding region runs from base 168 to 650 and encodes 160 amino acids. Gene Ontology annotation, cellular component: cytosolic small ribosomal subunit. Lineage: Eukaryota; Metazoa; Arthropoda; Insecta; Lepidoptera; Pyralidae.